This is a messenger RNA of Paramacrobiotus metropolitanus, 1740 nucleotides long. RefSeq lists its product as uncharacterized. The record is from RefSeq and is a predicted model, not a curated record. Gene Ontology annotation, molecular function: protein binding. NCBI's taxonomy places the organism in Eukaryota, Metazoa, Tardigrada, Eutardigrada, Parachela, Macrobiotidae. The coding region runs from base 422 to 1450 and encodes 342 amino acids. The transcript has 4 exons.
AAUGGGGCCAGAACAACAAAAACUCUGUACUGAAGCGCGUAACAAAGUAAACAAAAUAAAACACUUAAAGAAAAGGUCAAAGAGAAAAUGUUGGGAAGUGACGAAAAUUAAUUAUUAUUUCCUGUGCUAACUGCACUUGUGCAGUUUAUUACUGUAAAGUGUAAACCUUCUGUAUGUCACUCUCUACCGCAGUCGGCAGUUUGAAACUUUAAGUUGUUCGGCGAGAUUCAGGCACAGAAGACGAAGAGCAACAGUUGGUUUGGAUUUUGGGUUACUUAACAUUGACGGGUCUGAGGUGAUAUUGGUUUUUGGUGGGUGCGUUAUCCGAGUGCUAAACUUGUUCUGCGUUCCACAGUCUCACACGCCUCGCACUUUAGCGUUUCUUACUGUUAUUACUUCGGUUCGUAUAAGCUCCAUUACCAUGAUAAUGUUGUGGCUGUUCAUAGUUUCCAGUUGUCUGUCGACCGCAUCGGCGGCCGAGAUCGUCGCACGGCGAUCCAUCGCGGACCGUUCGUCUGAGAUUAGCUUCCGUCUGAGUGCCGCCUAUCGCGUUCCUUUCAGGCAAGACCCCGGCCAGCUGGAUGCCAACCAGACGGUGGACUUUACGGCCCAGCUGUUGGGAAGUCAUCCUAAUCUGACUUGUCAAGUUGCUACUCCGUCACGGGUGCUUCUCUAUUGGGAGAGGAAUAAUGAGCGGGUGCUUGACGAUAUCAGCGGAAGACUUCGUCUUAUAAGAAGCCGACAGAGCGUCGCAUCGGAUGGGGCGAGCGGCCGGACUGACGAGUAUUCCACAACCCUGGACAUCUUCGAUCUGCAGCCGGAAGAUGCGGGAACAUAUCGCUGCGUUGUGCAGUUCAUUCCUUCCCGAUUUGAUCGUCCAGUUGUCCGCAGUGUGCCGGUGCAUUUGCAAGUGGCCCAGCCUCGUUCCAACACUGAGCCGUUGAAUUUACGGAUUGUACCCAGCCGCUGUACUGCAGGCCGUGUGCAAGUUCUCUGGGAUCCUCCAACAGACGCCAGCCGGCUCACAAUUGCCUAUAUUGCGUUCCUCAAGGGCGUGGAUGUUUUUGUUAAUUGCCGCUCACAGAUGAAAAUCGUCCCUGUUUCGAAGCCCCGUCAAUGGACAGUUUCAGACUUGAAACCAGGGACGCGAUAUGCAAUCGACAUUGUGGCCAUUGAUAACGGUACAAUGGGAAAGCACGCCAAUAAAACAUUUACAACCCUUGGUGCGGAUGUAGUUGUCGACAAUGAUGAGACAUGCAAAGAUGAUCUGCUUCAUAUUUCGGGGGAGGCAGGUAAUGACCUUUCUCAAAGGACGUCCACGGAAAUGGAUGAGAGGCUGAUGACGAUCAGAGAUUUCAUAAACACAGAACGGCGAAAGGCUAAACAAAAGCUUCUCAUACGUCAAUAUGGCAAAGAUAGAGUCGCCAGUGGACAGAUUCCUUGCAAAUAGUUGGGUCAUUACAGGAAGGUUACCAAUGCGCCGGUCUGUAAUAACCCUGAACUUAUGUACAACUUACCAGUUAAUGCGCGAUAGUUGUCGAUAUACAAAUGCUUUGCUAUGCUUGUGUUUGGAAUACGUGUUGUGCCGACAUUUCGUUUGCGUUGUGCUUUUCCGCGCAUUUUUUAUGAAAGUGUUAAUCAAGUCAUGCACGAUGUUUCCGGCGCAUGUUUAAAGUUGGUUUCUUUUAGUUAUUGUUAAUUCUUGGGCAGUUGAAAAAAAUUUUGUCCUGAUGUGGUUCA